Gadus morhua (Atlantic cod) is the source of this 1668-nucleotide messenger RNA. RefSeq lists its product as uncharacterized. The transcript has 3 exons. Lineage: Eukaryota; Metazoa; Chordata; Actinopteri; Gadiformes; Gadidae. The record is from RefSeq and is a predicted model, not a curated record. Gene Ontology annotation, cellular component: transcription regulator complex; nucleus. The coding region runs from base 808 to 1632 and encodes 274 amino acids. Gene Ontology annotation, biological process: regulation of transcription by RNA polymerase II. Gene Ontology annotation, molecular function: DNA binding.
UUGGUAUAGGUCCCCUUUGAAGGGAUUGGGCAAGAGCACCCAGGAACGAAAAUACACAGAAAUGUCCAAAAUGAAAUUAAUAAUCAUCUCAAACUCUGCUUAUUCAUUAUUCGAAGUCUUCAUAUCUGAGAAUUAUCUCUGAUUUGUGUAGUUUGCUUUAAAGAAGCGCAGUAGCCUCAUUCGGCUGCACUGUCGCUGUGAUGGGAGUGUUGGGUACCGGUGACUAAAUCCAUUGUAAUCUGAAAUGACUUCAGAUUGCAAUGAAUUUGUGGAUCAAUUGUCUGAUGCUUUAUGCACACCAUGAUUACAAUUACAGUGAAAUUGAACCCCCUGUUUCAGCUCGCCAUCAAUUACUAUGAGUUUUGGGAUGAGAGGCAUGGAAGGAUGGGGGCGUGUUAUCGCCAUGGUUACGAUUCAGGCCAACUUUGUUAUACUCUUCUCAGAAACAUCGUUGUGCAUCAGUGUUAUUUGGAGCGAUGUAUGAAAUGCAUCACAGACUGGCUUUACGCUAUAAGUUUCUGUGUCUCUCUCAGACAUGGAAAAUCAACUUCCCAAUAAAGGAUUUGGGUUCACUGUGAUAACAUAAUUAGAUGUAAUUUAAAGAUUUCCCAUCCUUCAGUUUAAGUAUACCAUUUAACUUUUUCAGGGGGUGGGGUAAACAAAACGUAAAUUAUAUUUUCAACCCCUCACAAACCAUGGCCUCGUUUCCACAUACGUAUGUUUUUCGUAUCCGUACUUCCGUAAAUUUACGGAAGGGGUCGCUAGUGCUUUACGUACGGACAUGAAUUUAUUUACGGACGGAAGAUAAUGGCCGUUUUUCGGAGACCGGUACUGUGGAAUAUGAGGAUCGACAUCUACCGCGAUAAGAACAAAACCAACCAGGCUUGGAAGGAGAUCGGUGAAGAGUUUGGCCUGCCAGAAAAAGACUGUAAAAAAAGGUGGCGCGACCUGAGGGAUCGAUAUGUGAGGGAGAGGAGGGAGGCAUCAGAAACCACAGCCAGUGGCAGCGCUGCGAGCAACAGGAGGCCCUGGUGCCAUGCUGGACUGAUGGCCUUUAUAGACCCCUUCGUGGCAUCCAGGAUGACGACCAGCAACAUGCCAGAGAGUUGUGGGAAUGGUGUGGAUGAGAGUGUGAAUGAGAGUGAGAUUGAGAGUGUGCAUGAGAGUGAACGGGAGGCCUUCUUGGCAGCUACCAACUCCAGCAUGGAAGAUUUUGUGAAUGUGACUGAGAAUGUGAUGAAUGAGACUGUGGCGAAUGAGAGUGUGGAGAAUGAGAGUGUGGUGAAUGAGAGUGUGGUGAAUGUGCAAGUGAAUGCAGGUCGGGCUGCAGGUUCUGCUGUUGCUCCGGGCAGGAAGAGGAGGACUGGAAGGGCAGAGGCACCCAUGCCAGCCUUUGAGCGUAACCUGAUGCUCGCCCUGGAGAGAACAGCUGGCCCCAGUGUCCCUACUAUCCCGGUCGUGGAUGAGGACCACAAUUUCUUGCUCAGCCUCCUGCCAUCACUGCGGCGGCUGGAGCUUAGCAAGAAGGCAUUCUUGAAGCUACAGAUACAUCGCCUGAUGUAUGAGGCAGAGUUUCAAUCUUUUUCAGAAAAAAACUCCUGUGACCUGGUGACUCCUGUUCUUUUAAUUUAAAAUGUUACAGUUCUAUUUUUUUAAAUUAAAUAAAAU